This is a messenger RNA of Trichoderma harzianum CBS 226.95, 774 nucleotides long. RefSeq lists its product as hypothetical. The record is from RefSeq and is a predicted model, not a curated record. The transcript is spliced from 3 exons. Gene Ontology annotation, molecular function: nucleic acid binding; 3'-5' exonuclease activity. NCBI's taxonomy places the organism in Eukaryota, Fungi, Ascomycota, Sordariomycetes, Hypocreales, Hypocreaceae. Bases 1 to 774 code for a protein of 257 amino acids. Gene Ontology annotation, biological process: nucleobase-containing compound metabolic process.
AUGGCUUCUACUAGCGGAUCUGUCGUGGUGGUCGACGCUCUCACAGGGCUUCCAGUUGAUCGACCAUCACUCUACGUCGACCUCGAAGGACAAAAUCUUUCUCGAUAUGGUACCAUCUCCAUAUUGCAGAUCCACGUCCGUCCCACGAACACAACUUACCUAAUCGACGUUCAAUCCUUGGCCGACAAAUGUUUCUCCACGCCUGGAGAAACUCGCUGGACAUUGAAAGCGAUCUUGGAAUCCCCCUACAUUCCAAAGGUGUUUUUCGAUGUCCGAAGUGAUUCGGAUGCUUUGUUUGUCAUUUUCGGCAUCACUUUGAAUGGUGUCGUCGAUCUACAACUCAUGGAAUUCGCCAUUCGCCCUCACCAGGGGAAGAAGAGGGUCAUGGGACUUGAAAGAUGCGUCCGCUACAACGCGACGUUUUCCCGGUACGAGAAACUCAGAUGGAACAAGACGAAGGAGCAAGGCAGAGCGUUGUUCGCGCCCGAGUCGGGCGGAGGCUUUCAUGUGUUCCGUCAGCGCCCAUUGCAACCGGUACUUUUGGAAUAUUGCGCCCAGGAUGUGUCUGUUAUGCCUUGCCUGUGGGCAUACUAUGACAGCCAGAUGACGAAGCAGUUGCGGGAGGAGGUCAUGAAGGCUUCAACGGACAGGGUUUGGGAGACACAUGCGACAACGGGACCCAGUAUUGAUACUCCUGAGGGAAGCCUCUUCGACAGUGUUACUAGCGCUUCUGGCGGUUCUAAUAGUACUUCGUGGACCUAUACCGUGGGGUAA